Molecule: messenger RNA, 1826 nt
Organism: Asterias rubens (European starfish)
Lineage: Eukaryota; Metazoa; Echinodermata; Asteroidea; Forcipulatida; Asteriidae
Exons: 5
Coding region: 20-1708 (562 amino acids)
Biological process (GO): carbohydrate metabolic process
Molecular function (GO): hydrolase activity, hydrolyzing O-glycosyl compounds; polysaccharide binding
Source: RefSeq, a predicted model, not a curated record
UGCAACGAGGUUGACAAUCAUGAUGACUGGAAGAAAGGACAUGAUAAUGCACCCUGUGCAUCUUGUCACGUGGUUUGGGCUCCUGGUACUCUGUCCUCAGCUGAUCUCCGCAUCCUGCUUUACGUGUGGAAGCAACGCAACCGUCCUGAACUACUGGCCGUCCAAGUACUUCAAUGCACGGUUUGAAAUUCCUAUCACCAGCAACGUGUCGGGAGGCUGGAAUGUUGCUCUAAAAUUCUCCAAACCAGUCAUAGAUGUUAAGAUUUGGAAUGCAGAUGUUGAAAGCACAAACAAUGAGUCGACAUUGUACAUCCUGAAGAACAAACACUGGAACGCAGACCUCUUACCAGGAGACAUUCUGGAGAUGGGUUUCAACGCCAUGUUCUUGGAGCCAGCACCCAUCGAGUUCACUGUCCGUCUGAUCGGUCAAGAAGACUGCGGAACCUGCGCUGACUACCCCACCAAAGAGCCAGACUACCCCACCCAAGACCCCACCCAAGAACCAGACUUGCCCACCCAAGACCCAACCCAACAACCUAACUUCCCCACCCAAGACCCCACCCAACAACCUAACUUCCCCACCCAAGACCCCACCCAACAACCUAACUUCCCCACCCAAGACCCCACCCAACAACCUAACUUCCCCACCCAAGACCCCACCCAACAACCAGACUUCCCCACCCAAAACCCAACCCAACAACCUGAAUUCCCCACCCAAGACCCCACCCAACAACCAGACUUCCCAUCCAAAGACCCCACCCAACAACCAGACAACCCCACACAAGCACCAACAGACAGACCCAUGGCAUCCUGUUUUACAUGCGGAAGCAACGCAACCGUCCUGAACUACUGGCCAAAUUACUUCAAUGCAUGGUUUUCGAUUCCUAUCACCAGCAACAUGUCGGGAGGCUGGAAUGUUGCUCUCAAAUUCUCCAAAUCAGUCAUCGAUGUCGAGAUUUGGAAUGCAGAUGUUGAAAGCACAAACAAUGAGUCAACAUUGUACAUCCUGAAGAACAAACACUGGAACGCAGACCUCUUACCAGGAGACAUUCUGGAGAUGGGUUUCAACGCCAUGUUCUUGGAGCCAGCACCCAUCGAGUUCACUGUCCUUCUGAUCGGUCAAGAAGACUGCGGAACCUGCGCUGACUACCCCACCAAAGAGCCAGACUACCCCACCCAAGAACCAUACUACCCCACCCAACAGCCAGACUACCCCACCCAAGACCCCACCCAAGAACCAGACGACCCCACCCAAGACCCCACCCAAGAGCCAGACUACCCUACACAAGCACCACCAGGUAACUGGACUACAUCCGACUUUGCUGACCUUACUACAUCGACAGAGCUGCCCUUUUUCGACUGCCCGUUAACCAAGGUCAAGUACGUCUGGCAGGGAGGAUACCGCGGGAAAUUCUGGAUCCCGAUCCAAACUGAAGUUGUUGGUGGAUGGUUGGUCCGUCUUGACUUCUCGCAGGAGAUCUUACACCUUGAGCCAUUUAGGGCCGACAUUGACAGUGAGAGCAUUGACCACAGGACGUUCUUCUUGAGGAACAAGGACUACAACGCCGACCAGGCAGCGGGUACCGUAAUGAUCGGUCAGUUCCAGGCUUCCGUAGAGACCACGUCCCUGCCGUCUUUCACUGCUGUUAUGAUGGGUCAACCCAGUUGUUCCCCUUCCUCUCCCACCACGCCUACUUAUUUUCCUUAAGAAAGAUGUCAUAAUAGCUUCCUAUCACUGUCAUCCUGGUAAUCAUUUUAAUUCUUAUUAUCAUAUUAAGCAUCCUCAAACAAAGGUUGAUCUCGUGAAUAAAGCAAUGCAAAUGUUA